GCUUGAACUCUGCAGGCAGCCCGAUUAACCCUGCUUCUUGCAAUGUGAGUGAUCUUCAAGCCAAAGUUAUCACGCUCAUCCAACCGAUCGAUGACUCUGCAGUGGAACAACUUGACUGUCUGGUGCCCGCAAUACUGCCGUAUCGUGGCGUCUUUGUAUGGAGGCAGAUGCUCACCUUCUCAAGGAGCUUUGUCGCUCCGAGGAGGAAACUGUAUUAAGCUCUCGCCGGUAGCUUUUCCUGCGAAGAAGAUAUCAGGAAUGCGGUUCCGAGCUUAUCCCCCGCGUCCCUAUCGUGGUCGCGUGCUUCAGAUUUGUUGUCGACGUAACCCGUUGCACGGAUCCUGCCUAUGGUCUAGCUUGGUCCAGAAGGCUCGAGUAACAAAGUAAUAAUUGCGUGCCAAUAAAUUCCUGCUGUCCUACGUCGCCACACAGGCUUGUCCCUUCCCUCUCCGCACGUUCUCGGUAAACCCCGCUUCAGAAGUCUUUCUGAUAUCCCCUGGAAGGCUGAUGGAUCAGCAUGGGAGGUCCGCCCCUGACGACCUGCAGCCUCGUUCGAU
Messenger RNA from Dacryopinax primogenitus, 557 nucleotides. RefSeq lists its product as uncharacterized. Bases 91 to 387 code for a protein of 98 amino acids. The transcript has a single exon. The record is from RefSeq and is a predicted model, not a curated record. NCBI's taxonomy places the organism in Eukaryota, Fungi, Basidiomycota, Dacrymycetes, Dacrymycetales, Dacrymycetaceae.